CAUCUGCUAGACAACACGUUCGCAAAAUCUCAUUUUUGGAAGCCUUGGAACUGCUUGGGACAGGUUUUCUUCGUGGAAGUUCUGGAUUUCUACGAACUGGUGGUGAUAUUCUGAAAGGAACCAGCUCAGUCAGCAGGGAUGUCAGAGUUGGAGUUACUCAGGCAUAUGUGGUGUUCAUUUCCACAUUAGGAGGAGAAUGGCUUGAGAGGAAUUUUUCUGCUUUGCUUUCCCAUAUUCUGGAUUUGGUCUCUCAGUCUCACCCUAAGGCUAUUCAGACACAAAUGGACAGUAUCUGUAGCCGCCGUUGUAUUUCAUUUAUCCUCCGAGCUACAGUAGGAGGCCUUCUCGGGGAAAAAGCUCGAAUUGCAACUGCCAAGGAAAUUUGUCAAGCCAUCUGGAAACUGAAGAAAGUUAUGGAUGCUGCAGUGAAUAACUGUAAUGUCGAAACCCAUAUUGGUACAACAGAGGUAAUAGCAAACCAGCAUAUGUUAAUAUGUGCUCUAGAAGAGCUUGGAAACCUCAUAUAUGGCUUAGGUACUACAGCUGCACCUGUUCUGCAAGAUUCUAGUACAGGAGUCCUGGAUGCAGUAAUCUCCAUUCUCCUUCAUCCCUGCAUUUCAGUUCAGCUAGCAGCAGCAUGGUGCUUACGAUGUAUUGCUGUAGCAUUACCCUGCUAUCUCUCUCCAUUUCUGGAUACCUGUAUUGAGCGCCUGACGGCAAUGAAAUCCUCCCCAGAAGCAGUGACUGGCUAUAGUUUUGCCAUUGCUGCUUUGUUAGGAGCUGUCAGGGAAUGCCCUUUAGGAAUUCCGCACGGUAAAGGGAAGGUUGUCAUGAUGGUAGCUGAGGAUCUUUUGCGUUCGGCUUCUCAGAAUAGUCGGAUUUCAGUACAAAGAAUGCAGUCAGGUUGGCUUUUGAUAGCUGCUUUAAUGACAUUAGGUCCUGCCGUGGUCCAGCAUCAUCUUCCUAGAGUGCUGAUGUUAUGGAAAUGUGCAUUUCCAGUAUCUCCUAAAGACUUAGAAAUUGAGAAGAACCGUGGUGAUUCAUUUACCUGGCAAGUGACACUGGAAAGCCGAGCAGGUGCUCUCUGUGACGAAGUGAUUCAAAGACUGCUUCCUCCUGUCCCCUGUGCUGUUGAUUUACUGACACGGCUUCCUUCACUGAAUAAAAUGUAUGGCAGUGCUUUAAAACUAUCAUCAGUGACAUAUAGGAAAAGACUUUAUGAACUCCUUGCUUUGUUGCCUCCCAAGAGUUAUGAAGGAAGUUUCUCUGCUGUUCUUAAAGAACUAGUGCAAGACUUGACUCAAUUUGAUAACCAGGCAGCUGCCUCUGCUGCGUAUCUUCCGCCCUUUUCCCACCACUGCGAACUUGCCUUAUUUGAUCCGUUACUGCGGGAGACAGAACACAGAUUUAUUGAAGAGCAGUUAUUCUUAGUUAACAAUACAGCUGGGGGAAGCUUGGAGUUUGACCCAUUUGCAAUCUAUGAGAAGACUGGGCAUGGAGAUUCAGUGCCUAAGCCUUUGUCUCCAACUUCAUCCAUUGUCAGUGCAGCAACCCGUCUUUUUGGAGUGAUAUUUUCACAAGUAACAGAGACACAAAGGCUGCAAGUGCUGGAACAGUUAUUGGCAUCCAUAAAACAAACCAAAGGAUCACGGCAACAGAUAAUACAGAAAAAUAUUAUAUCAGCAAUUUGCAGUGUCCUAAAGCACUUGGCUAGCCAUAAGGGAAAUUUAGGUUAUGAAGAAAUCCAAGGCUGCACCUUGAGCUUGAUCCUAAGUGCCUUGGAAAGUAACAGUCCCCUUCUAAGAUGUUCUGCUGCUGAAGCCUUAGCCAGACUCGCACAGGUGGUAGCUGAUACUACCUUCACUGCUGGAUUGGCACAAAUUAGCUUUGACAAGCUAAAAUCUGCAAGAGACGUGAUAUCAAGAACAGGACAUUCUUUGGCUCUGGGCUCUCUUUAUAAGUAUACGGGAGGAAUCAGUUCCACUCAUCAUCUUACUGCAUGUGUUGGAAUACUUUCUACUUUAUCUCAGGAUAACACGUCACCUGAAGUACAGACGUGGGCACUGCAUUCUCUGUCAAUGAUCAUUGAUUCUGCUGGUCCUUUAUAUCAUGUGCAUGUGGAACCUACCCUCUCUCUUGUUCUUAUGUUGUUGUUGACUGUGCCUCCUGCUUAUACUGAAGUCCAUCAAAGCCUUGGUCGCUGUUUAAAUGCACUUAUAGCCACUUUGGGUCCUGAGUUGCAAGGCAGCAGUGCUGCAGUCUCAGCCUUAAGGGCAUCCUGUCUCCUUGGCUGCGCAGUGAUGCAAGAUCAUCCUGACUGCCUCGUCCAGGCUCAAGCUAUCUCUUGCCUUCAGCAGCUUCACAUGUUUGCUCCUCAUCACGUAAACCUGUCUAGUCUUGUAAAGUGCCUUUGUGAGAUCUUGUUGGAAAAUUCUGUGUUGGUGAAUCUCUCUAGUUCAUAUCUAUUAUUGAGACGUGCAGUUCUAGCUUGUUUGCAUCAGCUUGUGCAGAGAGAGGCAGUUGAAGUAUCUGAACAUGCAGUGGCCCUCGCUAAAGACAGUAGAGAAGAAUUUACUCCAGUUGUUAAUAUAGGUGAAAUAGGCCUUGAAGGAGCUUUGCUGAGCUUGUUGGACAAAGAAUUGGACCCAAAACUGUGCCAAGAUAUCAGAGAAACUCUGACUCAUAUGCUUAUAUCAAUGGCUGUUGGAAAACUCUCCUUUUGGCUGAAACUCUGCAAAGAUGUUCUGGCUGCUUCUGCUGAUUUUACAACUGUAGCUUCAGUGGAUACAAGCCAAGAAGAAGAGGGUACUCUAGUAGAUGAUGAAUUGGCAUUAACGUUGGCAAAGAAGGAUAAAUUGCACCCAUUCCCACAUCCCCGAUGGUCUACUAGAGUUUUUGCUGCAGAAUGUGUUUGUAAAAUUAUCACCCAAUGUGAGAAUGCGGGCAGUGCUCAUUUUGACAUAGCUUUAGCACAGGAAAUGAAACAAAGGGACUCAAGAGAUGAUUUCUUGGUAUUAUAUUUAGCUGACUUAAUUCGUAUGGCUUUUAUGGCUGCCACUGAUCACAGCAACCAACUUCGUCUUUCCGGACUUCAGAUGUUGUUAAUUCUUAUUCGAAAAUUUGCUGCUGUAGUAGAGCCAGAAUUCCCAGGUCAUGUAAUACUGGAGCAAUACCAAGCCAAUGUUGGUGCCGCUCUUAGACCAGCGUUUACACCAGAAGCACCACCUGAUGUAACAGCAAAAGCAUGUCAGGUUUGCAGUGCUUGGAUAGCAAGUGGUGUAGUAAAUGAUCUUAAUGACCUUCAAAGAGUUCAUCAUUUGCUUGUGACAUCCUUGACAAAAGUACAGGCUGGAAAAGAAGCACAAAAUCAACUAUACAAUGAAGGGACAUCUACUAUGGAAAUACUCGCUGUACUAAAAGCUUGGGCAGAGGUUUAUAUAGUUGCCUUACAAAGACAAAAGAAACAAAAUUACCUCAAUAGUCCACCAUUGGUUAAAAACAUUUCAGAGGAAAGUUUCCGGGAUCCAUCCUCUUCAGUGGAUGAACUUCUGGAUUUAGUCCAAGUGGAUCUAGGGAAUCUGAGCAAACUCUGGCUUGCUGCACUUCAGGAUUUUGCUCUCUUAACUUUGCCUUCAGAAUUUGCUUCUCAACUUCCCUCUGAAGGUGGUGCUUUCUAUGCUGCAGAAACAAUUGAAAAUGCAAGGCCACAUUAUCAAAAUGCCUGGGCUCAGAUUCUUCAUGCUACUGCAUUAUGGCUUACUAGCACCGGUUUUCUAGUUGGUGAUUCAGAUGAAGGUCUAACUAAUCUUUCACGACCAGUUACUCCAACUAGUAUGUGUCAAGAUUCAACCUCUAGGGCCGCGGUAAAAUCACCUGAAGAUGUGAAUACUGAUAGAUUUCACCUUGUUCUGGGAAUUAGUGUGGAAUUUCUCUGUUCUCCCCGGUCAGAUGAAACGAUGGAGAACAUUACUGCUUGUCUAGAUGCCCUGCAAGUCCUGCUUGAGGUUUCCUGGCCAAGAGCUAAGAUUGGAAGUGAUCAGGAGCUGAGUGUGGAGUUGUUGAAUGUUUUACAUCGACUUAUACUGACCAGAGAGUCCCCAGACAUUCAACUUGCUGCUCUACAAGUCGUCCAGCAGAUUCUUUUUGCAACACAGGAGCACAUCAAGGAAAAACGGAGAAGUGCAGAAGUUGAUGAUGGGGCUGAAGAAAAGGAGACAUUGCCAGAGUUUGGAGAAGGCAAAGAUACAGGAGGACUUAUACCUGGAAAGUCUUUAGUCUUUGCAACACUGGAAAUGUGUGUGUGUAUUCUUGUAAGACAGCUACCUCAGCUAAACCUGAAGAUAACAGGUAGCCCUGGAAUUACAGCUGGAAAACCUCAAUUGUUAUCAGAAGACGGGAAUAGACUGGUAGCAGCAGCCCUGGGAAUCCUCUCUGGUGUUCCUGCAGUCUGUUCACCAGAAGGAAGCAUUGCUGUUCUUCCCACUAUCUUAUAUCUGAUUAUUGGAGUCCUCAGAGAAACUGCUGUGAAGUUGUCCAGUGGCCACUUACCCAUGACUGUUUCUGCAUCACUGCAAGCUCUUAAAGGAGUCCUAAUAUCACCCAUGGCUCAGGCAGAGAAGAGCCAAAUGGCUUGGAAUGAAUUGCUCCGUAGUGCUCUGGUCACCAUUCUUAAUUUUUGGGAUCAAGAUGAUACGGGUCAAGAAUUGGAUGAAAGUAGUCUGCUGACUGCAAUCACUGUAUUUAUUUUGUCUGCAAGUCCGGAAGUUAGCACCAUGGAAUGUCUUCAGAGACAGUGCGUUGAGAAAUUUAAAUCAGCAAUGGAAUCUAAAGAUCCCACUGUGCAACUUAAAUGCUACCAGCUGCUGCUUUCCAUUUUCCAGUGUCCCAACCAAGCUGUCUCAUAUCCUUACAUUCAUUCAUUAGUAUCUUCAGUGGUGGCCAAACUACAGGAAACAGAAAAAAUUAAACCAGAGAAUUCUGCCGAACUUCAAGUUGUGCAAGAAGGAAUAAAGGUAGUGGCUGCUGUUGUAGCCCUUGCUGAGGAGGAGCAUCGAAGUCAACUAGUGGCUUGUUUUAUUCCCAUCCUCAUAUCUUUUCUUUUGGAUGAAAAUGCCCUAGGAUCCAUUUCAAGUUCAGCAAAGUAUCUUCAUGAGUUUGCUUUGAGUUACCUGAUGCAGAUUGGUCCACAGUAUACGUCAGCCUUUAAAAAAUUAAUGGCUUCUUCCCCAUCAAUGAAAGCAAGACUUGAGUCAGCCGUGAAAGGAAAUCAAGAAAGCAUCAAGGAUAAGGCAACACCUAAGCAUCCAAAGAAUCCUGUGAAAGGCUCAAGUAUUCAACUAAAGACUAACUUUCUGUGAAAAGGACCUCACCUUAAACCUUAAACAUCCUGGUUAUAUUGAAAAGUGUUUUUUUUUCAGGUAUUAUCAUGGAGAUUUUUGUUCUCAGUUCUAUUAUGCAUUAUUUAAUUUUGUAUAAUGCUCCAAUUCCAGAGAAGUGCAUGCAUGCACCCAUCUAUCUAUCUCUCAGCUGACUGACUCAGUAGCAGCUACUGAACUAAAGCUAUAUAGUACCAGUUGCAAGAUCUGUUUGCAAAUACAAUUCCCAAUAAGAGGCCCAUUCAAUUGUUAAAAUAUAUAUUACAAGAUUUUUUUAAAGUUGCAAUUUUAUUUGGAAUAUACUAUAACACUCUUGAAUAAAAUAUAGUGAAGACUUAAUGUGUUAACAACUUGAUACACUUAUAUUAAUAAAGUUACUUUUAUUUUAGUCUUGAAUCUUAGCACAAACGUCAACCUAAGGAAGCUCCUAUCCAUUGCUAUUUCUUGAUAAUACAAGUUUAAAACCACAAU
Protobothrops mucrosquamatus (brown spotted pit viper) is the source of this 5846-nucleotide messenger RNA. RefSeq names its product HEAT repeat containing 5A (gene HEATR5A). The transcript has 31 exons. The annotation marks the transcript as partial. Gene Ontology annotation, biological process: intracellular protein localization; retrograde transport, endosome to Golgi; endocytosis. Gene Ontology annotation, cellular component: membrane; Golgi apparatus; endocytic vesicle. NCBI's taxonomy places the organism in Eukaryota, Metazoa, Chordata, Lepidosauria, Squamata, Viperidae. The record is from RefSeq and is a predicted model, not a curated record.